Molecule: messenger RNA, 2500 nt
Organism: Brassica napus (rape)
Lineage: Eukaryota; Viridiplantae; Streptophyta; Magnoliopsida; Brassicales; Brassicaceae
Product: disease resistance protein Roq1-like
Exons: 2
Coding region: 377-1537 (386 amino acids)
Biological process (GO): defense response; signal transduction
Source: RefSeq, a predicted model, not a curated record
UCGACACAACUUUAUAAUAUACAUACAUACUUAUAAAAUUUUCAAAUGGUUAGGUAUAUAUAUAAUGAUUUUAUAAACUUAGAAUUUGCAUUACAUAUGUAACAUACAUCAAGCAAAGCACGUGGACCGGUAACUCAAAUAUUGGUUGAUGUAUAUGGAGAUUUUCAUCUUUGGACCCGUUCUGUUUCAUGACUUUUUAAAACAUUUUCUUGGCAAAUUCUCAGCAUUUUCUUGGAAAUAUCUCAGUACUUUUGUUCUUUUUAAUUAAAAAAAUGCGAACCUCAAGUUAUAUAUAUCAUCUAACUUACCUAAAAAGUAUUCAUCAUCUUCCAAAGUUUUAACGUAAAAGAUCAAUGCUUACUUGUGCUCAAAUCCAAUGUUUUCACCGUCUUCUUCUACUACUCCACAAAAGUUCGAUGUCUUUCUGAGUUUCAGAGGCAAAGACACUCGCAGAAUCUUCAUCAGCUUUCUCUACAAAGAACUCAUCCGAAUGAGUAUUCGAACUUUCAAAGACGACGUUGAACUCAAGAGUGGACGUCGUAUCUCUUCAGACCUCCUUUUGGCCAUCGAGGGUUCCAAGAUCGCCGUCGUGGUUGUUUCCAAGAAAUAUCCUGCCUCCCCCUGGUGUCUCCAUGAGCUAGUCAAGAUCAUGGACGUCGAGAAACAAGGUUCGCUCACCGUCAUGCCCAUCUUCUACAACGUUGAGCCUUCUCAUGUAAGGAGACAGAUAGAAAAAGUGGCUGAACAGUUUACAAAACAUGAAGGGAGGGAGAAUCAUGAGACUGUUGUGUCAUGGAGGCAAGCUUUGACCAACUUGGCUAGUAUCUCUGGCCAUUGCUCUCGUGAUUGUGAUGAUGACUCGAAGCUAGUCGAUGAGAUUAUUAAGAGAAUAUCCAACAUGCUGUUACUCUCUGCAACACCAUCAAGUGAUGGUCUCAAUAACCAGCUUGGGAUUGAUGCACACAUGAAAGAGCUGUAUCCAUUGUUAGGUUUAAAUUCUAAUGAAGGUGUGAGACUUAUUGGAAUAUGGGCAAGGGGAAGCAGUGUAAGAUCAGCUCUAGCUAGAUUCGUCUACAAGAAAAUCCACAAGAAGUUCCAAAGCAAAUGCUUUCUCGAAAACGUUAAAGGGAUUCCUCAAGACUGUCAAAUGUCGAAUCUUAGAGAAGAGUUUCUAAUAAGGAUCCAAGGAGGUUACUCGACCAUGAAAACCUCUGGAUUGAUCAGAAUGAGGCUCAUGAGUCAGAAAGUUCUACUUGUGGCUAACAAUGUUGAUAAACUGGAGCAGUUAGAUGCUCUUGCAGAUGACUUUAACUGCUUUGGUCCUGGUAGUAUAGUUAUUAUUACUACACAUGACAAACAGCUUCUUGUUGGGUUUGGGAUAAAGGUUGUGUAUGAAGUUGAGUGCUUGAGAUGCUUUGAAGUUCGUCAACUCUUUCGUCAGUCCGCUUUUAGAGAGAGAGACCUUUAUGUUGAUUCUGAGAUGUUUUCAACCUUAUCGGUGACUGAGUCUUCUGGUAACUCUGUUUAUGAUUCUUGAAUGGUUAGGUUCGUCUUAGAGUCACUUAAUAGAUGUGAGCUCUUUGCUUAUUAUACCUAUUAGAAUUAGGAGUUGCUUGUGGCUUGUGUAUAGUUGCUAGUGUACAAAGAAGUAGAUAUCCACGGUUGAUCCAAUAACAAGCCACGGAAAGCUCUGUUGUUUUAGUCUUUGAGCUUCUCUGUCUUGGAAUAAGGAAUCAUUGGGCACUCUCUCUCCUUUCAUUCCUCACUGUUAUACUCUGCGUUUGUCUUAGUGCCUUUGUGAUUACAUCAUCAGAGAGCCCAGCAUAUUUUGUAAAAAGGACCAGAGGGUAAUAACUUGUAGUCCAAAGAAUUGAGCGUUUGUGUACUUCACUUUGUAGUCGCUACCUUAUAGACUAAUUUUUCGCUCUGUUUAGGAAUUUCUUGAUGUACAAAUAUUUGAUCAAUAAAGAAAUUCAUUGUGUGAUUUUCUUGUUUUGUUUUUUUUCUAAAACACAAACGUUAGUGUACAGUAUCAAUCAACAUAGAUGCUACUACUUAACCAAUUUUCAGAUAAUCACUCACAAAAAAGCGAAAGAUCUAAUGAAACAAGUUGCAUUAUAAAUUACUAAAGUACAUUAUUAUGAUUCUGAAUUUCGACAAUCUUGUUUCCAAAUUUCUCACCAUUUAAUGGUUGCUCCAUGCACCUUGAGGUAGCAGAUCCAGGUGGAGCUAAGGUUUCUUAUCUUCUCUUUCCUUUAACAAUAACGAGGUCUAACGAGGAGAGAUUUUGAAAGUGUUCUGAAUUCUAGCUCCUGUAAUAUAUUUCACAAUCUCUAUUGUUUACUCAGUUUCCACACAAAGCAAGCGCUUGUAAACGUUUUCAUUUCUCUGUUUCUAUGUAGCUUUCAGUUCCCUAAGGGGGUUCAGACAUAUGAGAUUCGUAAAGAUUUGUUUUUUUUUGGUAAGAGAUUCAUAAAAAAUUGAGGACAUGACAAUUGCU